AUGUAUAUUACCUGCAUUUUGGGGAAUUCAUUUAUAAUUACUGCAGCUGUGUUAAAUCAAUCUCUCCACACCCCCAUGUACUUUUUCCUUGGCAAUCUCUCGUUCCUGGAUAUCUGUUACAUCUCUGUGACUGUGCCAAAAAUGCUAGCAGGUCUUUGGGUUCAUUGUCCCAUAAUUUCCUUGGCAGAUUGUGCAGCCCAGCUUUAUUUCCUUGUUGCCUUAAUUGGCACUGAAGGAUUCCUACUGGCCUCCAUGGCUCUGGACCGCUAUUUUGCUAUAUGCCGCCCUUUGGUCUAUACCAGACUCAUGAAUAAAUACACCUGUCUCCAGCUAGCGACCAUGUCUUGGGUCUGUGGUUUUGUGAAUGCUUCUCUCCAUGCAACACUCACAUUCCAUUUGUCUUUCUGCCAAUCUAAUAGGAUUAGUCACUUUUUCUGUGACAUCCCUCCACUAUUGAGUAUCUCAUGUUCUGACAUAUCAUUUAACGAAGUUGCCCUUUUCACAUCAGGCAUAUUUAUAGGCCUUAGUCCUUUCUUCUUUACGUUGGUCACCUAUGUAUUCAUCCUUCAUGCUAUUAUGAGCAACCAUCACAAAAGGCAGCAUCACAAAGCCAUUUCUACUUGUGCAUCUCACCUUCUAGUUGUGAUACUGUUUUAUGGUUCUGGUAUCUUCACAUAUUUCCGUCCCACGUCUACCUAUUCACUUGAAAAAGAUCAGCUUGUAGGGGUUUUAUAUAAUAUUUUAACCCCAACACUCAAUCCCAUAAUCUACAGUCUACGGAACAAGGAAGUGAAACUGGCUCUGAAGAAAUUGAUAAGUCUGAAGAAAUUGGCCCAUGGCAGUUAG
Molecule: messenger RNA, 846 nt
Organism: Python bivittatus (Burmese python)
Lineage: Eukaryota; Metazoa; Chordata; Lepidosauria; Squamata; Pythonidae
Product: olfactory receptor 5V1-like
Biological process (GO): G protein-coupled receptor signaling pathway
Cellular component (GO): membrane
Molecular function (GO): G protein-coupled receptor activity; olfactory receptor activity
Source: RefSeq, a predicted model, not a curated record